AUGUCGUCUGGCACGCGCCGCGCGAACGGCACAGCCUCUGCAGCUGCGGACCACGAACGACUUUCGAGGGCGUCACGCAUGAACACUGCGGCGAACGGGGGAGGCAGCGGCAGCGGCAGCGCUCACGCGAGCUUUAGGAGCGAACGCAGCGAGCGGAGCGAUGCGCGGCAGCAGCAGAGGGAACGGGAGCGCGAGAGGGAACGAGAACGGGAUCGCGAGUCGGGAAGCAAUGCGCACAAGAGGUCUGCGUCGGGAAACCCUCGCACCACGAGCAGGACGCAGGACGACCGCCACGUAGAGGAGAGGAGAACAGAGAGGACGUAUGUGACCCAGCUGGAGACGCUUGUGCAGCGGACGCGGAGCCCUGAGAGGGGGGACCGCAGAGGCGACAAGGGCAAGCCGAAGGAGGACAAGUCGCGAUCAGCCGAGACGAAGCUUAAGGAGGCCAGGGUCGAAACCCCGUCCGCACCGUGGAACCCAGAGGCGACGCUUCUCCCCCAUACAUCUGCCCCCUUAGCGUGUCGAAUAUCCAUACCGCCAUUGGCGUCCCAAGCGCCCCAGCCCCAGCAACCGAAGCCACUUAGCGAGCUGUCACUCGAGGCACAGGAGGCGGUCAUGAUUGAGGAUCUGCUGUUCGUGUUCAUGGGCUACGAGGGCCAGUAUAUCCGCUUCGCCAAGACGUACAACCCGCACGAGGAGAGGGAUCGUCUUUCAGGGCCAACAUUUAGAAUAUUGCCUGGCCUGGACCCGAGCCUGCAGGAUCUGACGGCGUCAAUGCUGAAGAUGGCGACGUACUACUCUGCUCUCGAGAUGUUCGUCGACGUGCAGAGCAGAGAGGAGUUUGGCGCCGUCAACCACGCGUUAUGUGCCUCCGUCAGGAAGUUCCUUCACGACUACCUUGUCAUGAUUGCGCAACUUGAGACGCAAUUUCUGACAAACGAGACCUUCACGCUCCACGUAUUAAACAUUCACACCCUGCCUACCAACCAGAUGAUGUCACACCUGUACUCUUUGGCACACGAACUGCUGAAGCGAAACGCACUCCUAGACGACGAUGACGAGGAGGAAGAGAGCGACAGCGCGGACGACUUUGAGAACAUUCUAGAGUCCCUGCGUGAGGGCGGCGAUCUGGUGCCGGGAUCGGGGAAGAAGAUCUCCAAAGGCGGCGUCGUGCUCGGCUUGCUCACCAAGAGGCUGGAGUCCCUGUCAGGAGACCCCGCGGCGCGCGCACUACUGACAACGCUGCUCCGAGACGCCAGCAAACCGUACAUGGUCAUGCUGAACGAGUGGCUUCAUCAUGGCGGCAUCAACGACCCACACGCCGAGUUCCUCAUCAAGGAGCAGAAGAGCAUCCGCAGAGAGCGCCUAGAACAGGACUACACGGACGAAUACUGGGAGAGACGGUACACCAUCAGAGAGCACGACAUCCCGCCUCAACUGGAAGGUGUCAAGGACAAGGUCCUGUUGGCAGGAAAGUACCUCAACGUGGUCAGAGAGUGCGGUGGUGUGGACGUCAGCAAGGUCGUCUCGGACGUGCCCAACUCGUUUGACGACAGCCGUUUCCUGGAAAACGUCAACAACGCAUACGCCCACGCCAACGAGUCCCUCAUGCAGCUGUUGCUCACCACACACUCCCUGCCCGCGCGGCUGCGGUCGCUCAAGCACUACUUCUUCUUGGACCCGUCCGACUACUUUUCCUAUUUCCUCGAGCUCGGCGCCUCGGAACUGCGGAAGCCCGUCAAGUCCGUUAACACCGGCAAGCUGCAGUCACUGCUCGACCUCGUCCUGCGCCAGCCUGGCAGCAUCGUGUCUCUGGACCCGUUCAAGGAAGACGUCAAGGUGGAGAUGAACGAAAUCACCCUCACAAAGUCCCUUCAGAGGGUCGUCAACAUCACGGGUAUCGAGCAGGGCGAGUCGCUGCAACCUCUGGCGAACCAGCCGGUCGAGAACGACAAGAACGCGAUUGGCUUCACGUCGCUGCAGCUCGACUACACAGUGCCCUUCCCCGUCUCUUUGGUCAUCAGCCGCAAGACCGUGUGGCGUUACCAGGCGCUGUUCCGCUACCUGCUCUCGCUCAGAUACCUCGAGUCCCAGCUGUCGACGACGUGGCACUCGCAGACGACAGGCAUGACGUGGUCUCACAAGAGCUCCUCGCGCAGCCUCGAGAUUUGGAAGCGCCGGGUAUGGACGCUUCGCGCGCGCAUGUUGGUGUUUGUGCAGCAGCUCUUGUACUUUUGCACGGCCGAGGUCAUUGAGCCCAACUGGGCCAAGUUCAUGUCCAGGCUCAAGGUCAAGGAGGACGGCCAGGACGGUUCUAGUACCACCGAGGGACCGACAAGGACGGUGGACGAGCUGAUGCAGGACCAUGUGGAUUUCUUGGACACGUGCUUGAAGGAGUGCAUGCUCACCAACAGCAAGCUACUGAGGAUCCACUCAAAGCUGAUGCAAACCUGCACAAUCUUUGCGACAUACUCCAACUGGCUCUCGCGUGAGCUGGAAAAGGCCGAUCCAGACUUGUCCGGCGCCACCAAGCCGCCCAACAUGACGCAGAAGCAGUGGCGCGCCUUUCAGGAGGUGCGCACGCAGAAGCCCUCGGGCUCGCACAGCGAGUCGACAUCGUCGGCGGGUGCCGGCGAGCAGCACGAGGCCCGCGUGGGCAACCUGUUUGAGAUCAUGAAGAAGUGGGAGGGCAACUUUAGCAGGCACCUGCAGAUCCUCCUGGACGCGCUGAAUCACUACGCCGCCACGGAGACGGUUGUGCUGCUCAGUUUAUGCGCGCGGCUUAGCACGGCCAACCAGGGAACCGAGUAUGCGGGGUUGAGGAACGAGGAGGACAGCAUGGCAUGA
Molecule: messenger RNA, 2847 nt
Organism: Colletotrichum siamense
Lineage: Eukaryota; Fungi; Ascomycota; Sordariomycetes; Glomerellales; Glomerellaceae
Gene: alp4
Product: Spindle pole body component alp4
Exons: 3
Coding region: 1-2847 (948 amino acids)
Biological process (GO): microtubule nucleation; cytoplasmic microtubule organization; mitotic cell cycle
Cellular component (GO): spindle pole; gamma-tubulin small complex; centrosome
Molecular function (GO): microtubule minus-end binding; gamma-tubulin binding
Source: RefSeq, a predicted model, not a curated record